Molecule: messenger RNA, 1971 nt
Organism: Phyllopteryx taeniolatus (common seadragon)
Lineage: Eukaryota; Metazoa; Chordata; Actinopteri; Syngnathiformes; Syngnathidae
Gene: rab9a
Product: RAB9A, member RAS oncogene family
Exons: 2
Coding region: 678-1286 (202 amino acids)
Biological process (GO): Rab protein signal transduction; retrograde transport, endosome to Golgi
Cellular component (GO): lysosome; late endosome; phagocytic vesicle
Molecular function (GO): GTPase activity; GTP binding
Source: RefSeq, a predicted model, not a curated record
GCUAUCGUUAGCAUCCCAACGGGCUAGCGGUGCGCAGCUAGCUAGCUAGCAUCGAGCCUUCGGAGUGUCCAGAAAACGACGUGACAAUUGUUGAUCUCGGCCCGCGACAAAAGGCAAGAAGGUGUCAAACACAUACACAAUAAAUCUGUCGUUCCUUUCGCGUGCUAGCCGGCGUGGACGUGGUCGCUUCGUAGAGCGAACCGGAAUUAAGCGUUUUUUGCUCUGAAGUGAACUAACGUUACACAGCUAAUAAUGCUGUUGCCUGCUUCUUAAUUCCAGCUGUGCUGAUGCCUUGCUAUCCUAUUUUGUUUAUUAUUUGUCAUAUCCAGCUAGCUGUUUUAACAUUACCCUGCACCGGUAUAUGCCUUCGCUAUUUGUUCUACAACCUGAAUAUUUAUAUCAAAGUAAUGUUGUUGGGAGCGUUUCUAUGUAGUACGUUUUUGCAGGUCCUUUGCUAGCUGCCCAGCUGAAGUAGCUGUCUCCUGCCAAGCAUUUACAAGCAAACCGCUGUGUUGCAGCCAGAGCAAGUGGACCUUACAUGGCCGUCCAUACCAACACUGAACAAACGAGCAUGUGACUUGAGUACCAGGGUCUGCACCACAUGAUCUGGACUAGUGGAGGAAGCCUAAAUCAAUCAGUGGACAUCCCUUCAUCGCAGUGAUUAGCCGCGAGCAGCCAUGUCAACCAAAACGUCCCUGCUGAAAGUUAUCCUCCUGGGCGACGGCGGCGUGGGAAAGAGCUCCAUCAUGAACCGCUACGUCACUAACAAGUUCGACGCGCACCUUUUCCACACCAUCGGUGUGGAGUUCCUCAACAAGGACCUGGAGGUGGACGGCCACCAGGUCACCUUGCAAAUCUGGGACACUGCCGGCCAGGAACGCUUUCGCAGCCUGAGGACUCCUUUCUACCGAGGCUCCGACUGCUGUUUGCUCACCUUCAGCGUCGAUGACAACCAGAGCUUCCUCAACUUGGGGAACUGGAAGAAGGAGUUCAUCUACUACGCGGAUGUCAAGGAGCCGGAGAAGUUCCCUUUUGUGGUGCUGGGCAACAAACUGGAUGUGAGCGAGAGACAGGUGUCCUCCGAGGAGGCCCGGCAAUGGUGCCAGGAGAACGGCGACCAUCCGUAUUUCGAGACCAGCGCCAAGGACGCCACAAACGUAGCGGUGGCCUUCGAGGAGGCGGUCCGCAGGGUUUUGGCGACGGACGAGCGAACGGACCACUUCCUCCCCACGGACACGGUCAAGCUCCACAGAAAGCCUCGUUCUGCCGCCACCUGCUGCUCAUAACGUCUAAGUGGUUGUCCGCAAUGUUCAUAAAUAACGCUGUUUAAACAACGAGGCUGCAUUAACACCUUAUUGAAACUUAUAAAAUAUUUGAUUUGUGCUAUCAGGGUUUGCUUACAGAUGGGGUCAGUUUAAUAGGGGAAGCACUAAUUGUGUCUUACCAUAAAUAAACAUGAAAGCACUGAAUUCUUCACUCAGUUCAAAGGUCACAUUUUAAGAAUGAUUUAAGUGCAUUUCAUAUGAGCUUUGUGUGGGUACCUAAAAACAUGCCAAUCUGUAGAUGAGUGCAAUUAUGUGAUGAUCAUGUUAAUAUUUAUCAAUUUGCAUUUUCCUAUUGUUUAGGCAUACUAACAAAUCAAUUGCUUUUUGACACCGUUUGCACAUGUUUUAGCCCAGAUGCUCCCUAAUUGAGAUAAACAAAACUGGAAACUUGUUUCACUUUAUUUAAUCACGCAUACCAGAAAUGAAGAGAGGAGGGAAUUAGUGGUGACAUUUUGGCGAUUGACAAAACACCAGGGGUUUGGUUUGGUUGGUUUUGGGGGGGUUGUCUUAAACAUCGAGUCUGAUGUUAACAUUUUUUACUUUACAGUUGAAGGUCUUUUGUUUUUCAAAAUGAAAUGAAAUACUCAUUUGCAUCUCCUGUUUGAUAUUCAUAUGCCAACCAACCAAUAAAGUGUCGAGGACUCUG